CCACACUUCAUUCAGUACUAUUGCAUUUCGAUUCAAGAGUCUAUCUUCAUCAUGCAAGCCAAAACAAUAAGCCCUGUUUAUCAAGUGGUCUAUGUGAUUAUUCCGACAAUCGGCACAAUCGGAAAUUUUCUCAUUGUCUAUGUUACCAUACGAUCGAAGAGCCUAAGAAGUACAUGCAACAUACUUAUUGCCCUGAUUUCCGUCAGUGAUAUUAUGCAGAUGUUCGGUCUAUUCGUAAUGAUGGUCACAUACUAUACGGUUCCCGGUCACAUUAUGACUCAAGCCGUUUGCGCCUGUUGGCAACUCAUCCCUUCUUGUGGCAUGUUGCUCUCGACUAUUUGGAUACUGAACUUGGCCAUUGACAGUACUAUGCUUGUACAAAACUACACUAAGGAGUACAUCGCUAUGCAUAUCAUGCCAGCCGUACUCAUUUCCAUGGGUUUUGGCAUAUGGAUGUUUAUCGAACGCACUGAAAAAGCGUAA
Haemonchus placei is the source of this 483-nucleotide messenger RNA. NCBI's taxonomy places the organism in Eukaryota, Metazoa, Nematoda, Chromadorea, Rhabditida, Trichostrongylidae. The record is from the annotation of a GenBank genome assembly.